GCCGGUGCCCCGGGGCUGCCCACCAAGGGCCCGAGCCAGGUCUCCUUUAGAGUCUGAGGUCCAUCUUCUUAUCACAUUCCCGGAGAGGGGCUACUGCGGGCUGCCGAGGAGAAAGGGACUUUUUGAGGAGAAAAGCGGAGGCAGACGAUGAAGGGAAGGCGAGCUCAAGUCGGCGAUUUUCGCGCGCUUUGUCGCGGGGGGUUGUGGGUAGCUCGCCGGGAGGGAAAAGAAAACCCCGAAGCCGGGUCGCGCCGCCCGUCGGGCCGGAGGGGAUGUUCGAGGACGAGCCCCACGCCGAGGGGGCGGCGGUGGUCGCCGCGGCCAGGGAGGCGCUGCAGGCCCUGUGCCAGGAGCUGAACCUGGACGAGGGGAGCGCGGCCGAAGCCCUGGACGACUUCACCGCCAUCCGCGGCAACUACAGCCUAGAGGGAGAAGUCAUCCACUGGCUGGCAUGCUCUUUAUAUGUUGCUUGCCGCAGGAGCAUCAUUCCUACAGUGGGGAAGGGCAUCGUGGAGGGAAACUGUGUGUCACUGACCAGAAUACUGCGCUCAGCUAAGUUAAGCUUAAUACAGUUUUUUAGUAAAAUGAAGAAGUGGAUGGACAUGUCAAACCUACCACAAGAAUUUCGUGAACGUAUAGAAAGGCUAGAGAGAAAUUUUGAAGUAUCUACUGUAAUUUUUAAAAAAUUUGAGCCCAUUUUUUUAGAUAUAUUUCAAAAUCCAUAUGAAGAGCUGCCAAAAUUGCCACGAAGCAGGAAGCAGAGGAGAAUUCCUUGCAGUGUAAAGGAUCUCUUUAAUUUCUGCUGGACACUCUUUGUUUACACUAAGGGUAAUUUUCGUAUGAUUGGUGAUGAUUUAGUAAACUCAUACCAUCUACUUCUGUGCUGCUUGGACCUGAUUUUUGCCAAUGCUAUUAUGUGCCCAAAUAGACGAGACCUGCUAAAUCCAUCAUUUAAAGGUUUACCAUCUGAUUUCCAUGCUCCUGACUUCAAAGCUGCAGAAGAGCCUCCAUGUAUCAUUGCUGUACUUUGUGAUCUGCAUGAUGGACUUCUAGUAGAAGCAAAAGGAAUAAAGGAGCAUUACUUCAAGCCGUACAUUUCCAAACUCUAUGAUAAGAAGAUUUUAAAAGGUGAAUGUCUCUUGGACCUUUCCAGUUUUACUGAUAAUAGCAAAGCGGUUAACAAGGAGUAUGAGGAGUAUGUUCUAACUGUGGGCGACUUUGAUGAGAGGAUCUUUUUGGGAGCAGAUGCAGAGGAGGAAAUUGGAACACCUCGAAAGUUCACUGCUGACACCCCAUUUGAGAAACUGACAUCACAGGCCAAUGUGGAAUACAACCUUCAACAACACUUUGAAAAAAAACAGUCGUUUGCACCUUCUACCCCGCUUACUGGACGGCGGUAUUUACAAGAAAAGGAGGCGGUCACCACACCUGUUGCUUCAGCUACUCAGAGUGUAAGCCGCUUACAGAGUAUUGUGGCUGGACUGAAAAAUGCACCAAGUGAGCAACUUCUGAGUAUUUUUGACUCUUGUAUGCGGAAUCCUAUGGAAAACAUUACAAAAAUAGUGAAAGGAAUAGGAGAGACUUUCUGUCAGUACUAUACUCAGUCCACAGAUAAGCAGCCAGGAUCUCACAUAGACUUUGCUGUAAACAGACUAAAACUGGCAGAAAUUUUGUAUUAUAAAAUAUUAGAGACUAUAAUGGUCCAGGAAACACGAAGACUUCAUGGAAUGGACAUGUCAGUUCUUUUGGAGCAAGAUAUAUUUCAUAGAUCCUUGAUGGCUUGUUGUCUGGAAAUUGUGCUCUUCGCCUAUAGCUCGCCCCGCACUUUCCCGUGGAUUAUUGAAGUUCUCGAUUUGCAACCGUUUUAUUUUUAUAAGGUUAUUGAGGUGGUGAUCCGCUCAGAGGAGGGGCUUUCCAGAGAUAUGGUGAAACACCUGAACAGCAUUGAAGAGCAGAUUUUGGAGAGUUUAGCUUGGAGUAAUAAUUCUGCACUGUGGGAAGCUCUCCAUUCUUCUGCAAACAAAGUUCCUACCUGUGAAGAAGUUAUAUUCCCAAAUAACUUUGAAAUAGGAAAUGGAGGAAAUGUACAGGGACAUCUCCCCAUGAUGCCAAUGUCCCCAAUAAUACAUCCAAGAGUGAAGGAAGUUCGGACUGAUAGCGGGAGUCUUCGAAAGGAUAUGCAACCGCUGUCUCCAAUUUCUGUCCAUGAACGCUACAGCUCCCCUGCUGCAGGGAGUGCUAAGAGGAGACUUUUUGGAGAUGACCCACCAAAGGAGAUGUUGACAGAUAAGAUUAUGGCAGAAGGAACAAAACUGAAAAUUGCUCCUUCGAGUGUUACUGCUAAAAGCUUAUCCAUUUCCCCUGGGCAAGCUCUGCUGACAAUGGCCACAGCCACAGUAACGGGGACAACUGGACAGAAAGUUACAGUUCCUUUGCAUGGUGUUGCCAAUGAUGCUGGAGAGAUCACACUGGUUCCUAUUUCCAUGAAUACAACUCAGGAGUCCAAAGCUGAGAGCCCUGUAUCACUGACUGCCCAGUCAUUAAUUGGUACUUCUCCAAAACAGACCCAUCUGACCAAAGCACAAGAUGCUCAUCUGACCGGAGUAAGCAAACCAAAGAGAACUGGGUCCUUAGCACUGUUUUAUAGAAAGGUCUAUCAUUUGGCAAGUGUGCGCUUACGUGAUUUAUGUUUAAAACUUGAUGUUUCAAAUGAGUUACGAAGGAAGAUCUGGACAUGUUUUGAAUUCACUUUAGUUCACUGCCCUGAUUUAAUGAAAGAUAGGCAUUUGGAUCAGCUCCUUCUGUGUGCCUUUUACAUCAUGGCAAAAGUAACAAAAGAAGAAAGAACUUUUCAAGAAAUAAUGAAAAGUUAUAGGAAUCAGCCCCAAGCUAAUAGUCAUGUAUAUAGGAGUGUUCUCUUGAAAAGUAUUCCAAGAGAAGUUAUGGCAUACAAUGGUGAUUGUGAAAUGACAGAUGAUGACAUAGAAGAUGCCACAAAGACGCCCAACUGUUGCACUGAACCAGUAAAAGAGGAAAGGGGUGACCUUAUCAAAUUCUACAAUACAAUCUAUGUAGGAAGAGUGAAGUCAUUUGCAUUGAAGUAUGACUUGUCCAAUCAGGACCAUAUAAUGGAUGCUCCACCCCUCUCACCUUUUCCACAUAUUAAACAGCAGCCAGGCUCCCCACGACGCAUUUCCCAGCAGCAUUCCAUUUAUGUUUCACCACACAAAAAUGGAUCAGGCCUCACCCCUAAGAGCGCUCUGUUGUACAAGUUCAAUGGCAGCCCUUCUAAGAGUUUAAAAGAUAUCAACAACAUGAUAAGACAAGGUGAGCAGAAAACCAAGAAGCGCGUAAUAGCCAUCAGUGGAGAUGCAGAAUCACCUGCCAAACGUCUCUGCCAAGAGAACGAUGAUGUUUUACUUAAACGCCUACAAGACGUUGUCAGUGAAAGAGCAAAUCACUAACGGCACUCCUUUUUCUGAUCAAAGCACUUUGGUGUUGGUCUGGAGAAAGUUGGGGGCUCCAUCCUUCACACUUUUGUCACUGGGUUAUAUAAAAACUUGCACCAAAAGUAAGUUGCUUUUUAAAAACUUUUAUUCAGAAUGUAUCUGACACACAUGUAUUUUCAGUUAGAUUAGAAAAAAAUAUUUUAAGUGCCUUUAUAAAUAUUAAUAUUUUUUAAAAAUGUUUGUUCUUUGGGUUACUUUUUAGGAUGAAUUAAGGAGAAACUAUUUUUUAACUGUCUUUUCAGAAUGAUCAAAUGUCUCCUGUACUUUUUAAUAUGAGGUCAGUGAGUCUUCUUUGAGUUGCUUGUACUGUCUGCUCAUGUUGAAAGUCAGGUUAGCUUCCACAAUAUGUGGAUUCGGUGAUGCACCAGCCUGCCUUGGGUCCGCUGUAGUAACUACACAUCAGGUGUCACCGCCAUGCUAGGCUGCCUGUGCCCUUGUCUUCUUCCUCUCGUAAGUACAAGCAGCUCGGUACCUGAGCCCUGUACUGCCCCACUCCUUGCUUCUAGUCCUGGGCUCUCUUAGCCUGAUGUUACAACCCAGUGAAAGGGACAUUUGCUCUAUUUUUAAAACUACUAUAUAGUUUUGAUUUUCAUGAUAUUACCUUAAUUAUUAUAUGUGAUUGUAUUCAGUUAUGUAGUUUUCAAAAUAAGAAACUGUUUCUUAAUCUAGUAGAGUAAAAUUCAGAUAAAUGAGAAAUUAAAUUUCCUUAGUAAUGUAGCAUUAUGAUAAGAUCAUCCAUUCUUGUUGGGCACGGUGGGACAUGCCUAUAAUUCCAGCAACACAGGAGGAUUGCUGGGAAUGUCAGGCCAGCCUGGCUACGUAGCAAGUUCCCCAGUAACUUGGGCUACAUAGCAAGAACCUGACUCAAAAAGACAGCUUUCAUUCCUGGAAAUAUUUGAAGCUUUCAUAUUCAAAUUACUUCAUGCCUUAGAGUCGGAAUGUUCCAGAUUAAGAGCCAUUUUUUCUUUCUGUCUUGUAUCACUCUUUGUCCUGAUAAUUAUGGCUUCUCAUGAGUUUUCCACUGGGGUUUAACUCCUGGAUCCCCUUGAAGGUCUUUCCACACUGGAGGUAUAGCCUUCUAAAGAAUCAGGUCUUUAGUGUUCACCUUUUCUUGUAUGUUUCUAGAAUCUGAAAGGAUGUGAAUAAGCCAUUCUUAAUUAAUAUCUAGAUGAUGUAUCCGUAUAAAUAUUUUAGCUGCAAACUUAUUUUUUUUAAAUAUACAGUGUUGACCUGGCAGUUUAGCUCAGUAGUGUUUAACUUAUCCAAAACUAGCUAAUUUGAAUUGGUCCAAGAUUUGACUGCCAAUUAAUGAUGAAUGGUAACCGAAAUUUUAUUUUUAAAUUUUAAAAAGAGAUUUGAGUUAUGUUUUAUUUUGCUGAAAAUUGUAUUCUUGUGUUUUGUGUAGUAUCUACACAUGUUGUAAUAAGCCAAAUAAUAGUCUGUCUUGAAUCCUUGUACAUAUUUCUAUGUAACUAUAACUACUGUACCACUUCCAUUAUUAAUGUACAAAAUAUAAAUGUGAAUUUAUUCAAUGACUGUGUUAAAAAACUUAAGACAUGUUUUUACCAAUUUUCAGGACUUUGUAUUAAUGUACAUAAAACUAAUAAAAAUUAAAAUUUUAAAAACUA
Peromyscus eremicus (cactus mouse) is the source of this 5137-nucleotide messenger RNA. It is a transcript of the gene Rbl1, whose product is annotated as RB transcriptional corepressor like 1. The record is from RefSeq and is a predicted model, not a curated record. The transcript is spliced from 22 exons. Bases 273 to 3464 code for a protein of 1063 amino acids. Gene Ontology annotation, biological process: regulation of transcription by RNA polymerase II; negative regulation of G1/S transition of mitotic cell cycle; cell differentiation. Gene Ontology annotation, cellular component: transcription regulator complex; chromatin; nucleus. NCBI's taxonomy places the organism in Eukaryota, Metazoa, Chordata, Mammalia, Rodentia, Cricetidae. Gene Ontology annotation, molecular function: RNA polymerase II transcription regulatory region sequence-specific DNA binding.